Molecule: messenger RNA, 1731 nt
Organism: Zymoseptoria tritici IPO323
Lineage: Eukaryota; Fungi; Ascomycota; Dothideomycetes; Mycosphaerellales; Mycosphaerellaceae
Exons: 4
Coding region: 1-1731 (576 amino acids)
Cellular component (GO): extracellular region
Source: RefSeq, a predicted model, not a curated record
AUGGUUCGACUCGGGCUUUCUCUGCUAGCGGCAUGCUCGACCCUGCUGGGUAUCAGUACUGCUGCGUUCAGCGCCGAGGAAUAUGAGUCCGGGGCUGCCCAUGCUCACAUCAUGGGUAUCAAAAUGGCUCAAUGGGAAGCCGAGAUGGAAUCAGGCGCCAUGGAUAGCUCCAAGUAUCCCGAGCUCGGCUACACUCCCUGUGAGAACGGAUUCGUCGCCGGUGUGCCUGGAGACUUCAACAAUACUUUCCAGUGCAACAACAUUGACCUGUACCAUUUCCUGCCGCACUCCAUGCUCGGUAGCAACUCCAGUCGCGGCUCGUCGAUGUGGGGUUGGACCUCUGAAUGCGGCAGAGAAUUUGUCGCUAUCGGACAGUAUGAUGGUACUGCGUUUGCCGAGAUCCUUCCAGAGGGCAAGAUUUCGUAUCUUGGACGUCUGCCGCCGUAUGAUGGUGUGGGCUCCAACUGGCGGGAGAUUCGCAUCCUUCGUGACUAUGCUGUCAUCGGGUCUGAAGCCAUCCACCAUGGAGUUGCAUUCUUUGACAUGAAGAAACUGCUCGACCUCGAUCCGGCCACGCCAAAGAACUUCACACAAGAUGACCUCACCGCUCACUGGGACGAGCUGCCAGUUGGACGGACUCACAACAUCGUCGUGAACAACGAGCUGAACUAUGCGAUUGCCUGCGGAUCCGUUGGUGGCAACGAAACCGUCCGAGUUCGAGCAGCAGAUCUCCCAUGCAAAGGUGGACUCAUCUUCCUCGACACAACUGAUCCGGAGAACGUCUUCAGUCCGGGAUGUGCUGCGGGUGACGGCUACGUUCACGACGCUGAGUGUCUCGUCUAUCGAGGUCCUGAUGAGCGUUACUUCGGUCGUGACAUCUGCUAUGCCUACAAUGAAGACUCCCUCACCAUCUACGACGUCACCGACAAAACCGGUAACGUCACAAACAUCAUCUCCCGAACAUCCUACCCCGGCGUCGAAUACGCUCACCAAGGCGCCGUCAACAACGCAACCUGGCAAGAAUACCUCUUCCUCGACGAUGAGUUCGACGAGCGCGAUGCCAAAGUCGGUCCCAUGACCCAAGGCCUGCCCACAACCCACAUCCUCGACAUCCGCGACCUCGAAAAUCCGCACUACGCCGGCCACUUCGCGGGACGCAAACGUUCCAUCGACCACAACCAGUACGUCUACGACAACUACCUCUACCAAUCCAACUACGGCAACGGCCUCAAUGUCUGGGAUAUCAGCUCUGUGACAUCCGAUCCGUCUGGCAAUAGCGUCUGCGAGGCGGGAUUCCUGGACAUCUAUCCUGAAGACGACGAGGCCGAAGGUGGUGGUAUCGUGCAGUUCGCGGGAUCCUGGCACUCCUAUGCUGGCUUCAAGUCUGGGUUCAUCUUCGUACAUACCAUCGAGCGCGGCUCUUUUCUGGUCAAGAUGAAGAGUAAGGAGUGUCCAAAGCCGGCGGUGUGCGAGUCGGAUCAGUGUUUGGUGUCGAUGCGAGCGAGUAGUAUUGAAGGACGGCUGGAGCAGAGUAGCGAGUUUUGUGCGAGUUGGAUGCUGAGGCAGAGGGAUGAGGAGGGAUUGAUCCCGGAGUACGCUAAGGAGGGUUGUGGGAGUGGGGAUGUUGUUGCGGCGGUUAGUAGUGCUUGUGCUUGUGUGCCGACUCCUGCGGUGCCGGAGUUGCCCAGGACUACGACGAGAGGGCCGGUGCCGACUGUUCUGCCGCAGUAG